Molecule: messenger RNA, 9092 nt
Organism: Equus caballus (horse)
Lineage: Eukaryota; Metazoa; Chordata; Mammalia; Perissodactyla; Equidae
Gene: LIX1
Product: limb and CNS expressed 1
Biological process (GO): autophagosome maturation
Cellular component (GO): cytoplasm
Source: RefSeq, a predicted model, not a curated record
CUUGAGCUCAGGGCUGCAGAGGUACCUUGAGAGGAUCAGAAACAUCUAUGAUUCCCUCACUUGGUCUUUGUCCAGUUUUCAAUUUGUGGAAAAGUAGACCCCCUUUCUAUGCAGUUUCCUUUUCUGCCUUCUUUAAACAAAUUCUGAAAAGAAAGAAUGUUUCUUCUGUAUCAGCAGCAUGCAUGCUAAGCGCAGUGCUCUGGUGAUGACUGCAUAGGAAAUGAAAUGGAAAUUACAGUUUACAGUGUGAAAUGGAUGGCACAAGGCUUUUAUCUUAAUGCAAGCAUAUCCGCAAGUGCAGCCCGAAUUGAAUUAAGAGUAUACUAAUGAUACAGCCUUUACAGGAAGCUUCAUCUAAAAUACAUGGAGCUGUGAAAUUACCGGCUUGCUUGAACCUAACAGCGCCUUCAACUAAUCUCAGGUUUAAGUUAUUUGUUUAUAACCAAUAAAUAUUCUCCCUAGGUUUGUUUUCAUCUAAUAUUAUUAAUUUCUUUCAUGGUUUAGAUUUUCAUUUUAAUUUGCUCAUUAUUGUUGCAAAGGUUUAAACAUUCCAUACAAUUCAUACCCUCAGAAAACGUGACUUUAAAGAAAAAAAGGUAGCUCCAGCCAGCGCGUGUCAGCCAGGCGUGUGUCCAUCCCACAGCACGCCCCUUAGAGAAGACCUCAUCUCUUCAUUUGAGGAGUGGCUCAGAGAUUCAACUGGAGUUCAGAUCCCUCUCUUAGGAUCAAUCUGAUCACUUUAUAGCCACAACUUGUAUAAAGUUUUUUCUGGAACACCCAACAAAACAAACACCUGCCCUGGACAGUUGGAUCUGGUGGGGGCGGGGGAGGCGGUCUUGUGAGAAAAUGCAAGGCGAGGGAGAGAAACCAAUAGGUAGAUAAACUUUUAUGAAGGAGAAAAUAUUGUUGUAAAGGACAUUGGCAAAAUCCAUUCCAAAAACAAUCCUUUUCAAAAUAUAUAUUAUGCUGGAAGUCAGCCAGCCACAGUUAAGCUAGUCAGUUCAGUUUUCACAGAACACAUAUCUCGUGACCCAAGGGCUUGGUGUAAGUUUGAACAUCCCAAUUCUCCCUCCUAACUCUGAGUUUAUCUGGAAGGUGUGAGAACUGUGAACUAGCAAAGCCUCCCCCCAGUGAUACCUUUGGCCUCUCAAGUGUUUCUUGAAGAAUCAAUUUUACUUCUCUUUGGAGACCAAAUUCCAAUCAGGCCUGGGUAACUGGUUACAUAAAACAGUCGAGAUGACAUGGGCUCAUUUAGAAUCCCAAAUAUAUUCCAAAAAAAACAGAAGGCCCAGAUAAAUGAGGAGUUUACUUUCAUUGUGCUUUCUAGUAAGAUUGUCCACUCUGACUGCCCUGGCAAGGAUAAAGGGCAGCUCACUAGUGGUUUUUUCUGAUGGGGAGGGAAGUUAUUUCAGGAAAGCAUUUUUUAUAGUGUUCUAUAACAAUGAUGAAAUGUACAUUCCUUUAAUCUGUAGAUGGGAUAUUAAUUACUUUUCUAAUUAUUUGCUCCUGCAGUUCAACAGAUUCAUUCUUAUUGAUGAUUUCCUAAAUGUAGUGAAAUAUCGAUGAACAAAUAUCUGAGAUAAAGUUCUUUUAUGUUGCCUGUGUUUUUAAACUUUUGUCUAGUAAUAGGAAGUUGCCUUUCCAACUGACCCGCUCAUAAGUACCUCGAUUCCAACAUCUCAUUGGUCCCUUCCCAGCUGAGAGUAAACAAACUAACAUUGAGCAGCCAUUUCAUUCCUGUUCCUUGUUCCUUCACAGUUGAGAGUAAACAAAGUUGAUGCUAACCAGCCAUUCAUUCCUCCUCCUGGUCUCUUCGUAGUUAAGGCUUAAACAAAGCUGACACUGAACAGUCAUCAGUCAUUACCUCCGCAAAGUCAGUUUCCUCCUGGCCCUUGCCCUUCUUCGCCCUCCCACACACCCCCAGAAACCCUCUUGCACACAGCUCCAACCCUCUUCUGCCAAUCCAGCAUUUAGGGCCUUCCAGGUCUCUCCACCCAGCUCCCAUCAGAACCUGGAAGGAGCUGCUGUCAGUCAUUUCCCAUUGUUUUUAUAAACCAUUUGCUCUGUAUUAAUUUAUUUAACUGCAUGUCUCCAAUUCUUUUUCAUUUUAUUUACUUUAUCUUAAAUUGUAAAUUUUUAAGAAGGCAUUAGCAGGUAAGUGAGGAAAUUAUUUCAGGGAAGAUAAUCUUCCUAAAUCUACAUCAGUGUCCUCCUCCUCCCUCAGUCACCUGAUUCCCUAGAAAUGAGUAUUUAUAAGUUGGCUCAGGCUCAGUUACUGCAGGUCUAGUCCUUGGAGUCUGCAUGCCUUGCACGGAAAUCUUUCCGGACGUGGAGUCUGACCAACUUCACUGCAGCCUCACCUGCAGGCCCGCUCUCCCCCUUCACCUCCCCAGCCUCCUCCUCCAGGGCAAGGCAGAUUAUGAAGUGGGGAGGCGAAGAGGGUGGUGGAGCUUCCUUCCUGUUUUCAACUAAAGAUGAUCCUUUGAUGCAUUUAUGAUGUUUUCCAACAUUCUGGAUGUUACUUCAAUUGGUGGCCCCCGCCUCCUUAUCAUUUUUGUACCUGUAAAGAGCUGUUUAACAACAAAAAGAACACUGGAAUGCUAGGAAUGAAUUUCCUUUUCCUUACCAGCAAAAUUAUUGUUUCCAUAGACUGUUUUGUCACUUUGUGCAUGAAAUGGUGCAAAAUAUACCACCUUGAUUUCUUAUCUUCUCCAAGAGUUCUGUGCUCCCUGGGAGCUUGGUAUGUGUGCUGUUGGCACUGAGCCUUCCUCUUGUACCAUUGGGUGGUAAGUUUUGAUCACUGAAUAUGUUGGUUGGAUGCAAUUUCUCAUAUUUCUGAGUUGUACUCUGACAGGAUUUAUAAAACAUCGUUUUGGUUUCAGUAUAGUCAUCUACCCUUGUUUCCAUACUUUGAUUUUGCUUUUGGCAUGUGCCUACAGAUGGUUGAGGUUGACAGUGAAAUCUAACGUGUGAACUGUAGAAUCUGCACUCAAAUAGACACACCGCACCGGGGUUUCUCAGGAUCUUCUAUCUCCAUCAGAUGCUUUCUACAUCAAAGAGAGAGAGAGUGGUGAAAAACCGCCGAGUUGUUUCUCUAGACUGUCUCACAACAGCUCUUUAAGGUGAGAAGUCUUUAUAGGCGGACAAGGGAGAAAUGCAUAAGCAAAGGUUUCAGAGACCUGCUGAAGGACUGGGCCUAAUGAGUAAGAGGAAAGUAUACUAUGAAUCCAACUGGAAUGUUGUAUAAUCCACCUUUCUAGAAUUCUUUUUUUCAUUUCUUAAAAUAUAACUCAUUAAAGAUGAUUUUUUAUGAAAUUAUCUUUGCAAAGCUGUUUUGGAGUUCUCUGAGCAGAUGCUCAUAAUUUGCCUUCUUUAGAAAAGUCGUGUGUAGGUUGAAGACUAGUUUUCUUAACAAAUUCUUACCUUUCAUUUUGGUUAGCAUUAGUGGUAGCUUUGAAUUCACCCUAUUAAUUUUUCUCUCUCGUAUUGAUGAAUGGAUAUGAGAUUGUGGGAAUAGAAGCAAUUUGUUUGAAGACCAGUCCAGCUUACAGGAAAUAAAUAUAUGACUUUUCAAAAGGCUAGAAAAUGUGUGAUAAUAUUUGUGCCCAUUAGCCAUAGAAUCAUAAAGGUUAGAUAUGAAAGAGAGCAUCCAGUUCAACCCCCUAGUUUUCUAGAUGAGGACUCUGAGCCCAGAGAAGAUAAGUGACUUCUUCAAAGUCAUACAGAUAACAAAACUCAAAUCCUAGUUCCUACUAAUCCCAAAUUCAGUAUUCCUUUGACCACAUUACACAACCAAAAUAUUUUUAUGUACCACUGGAAUUAAAUUUAAGCCCAUAAAAAGUCCAUUUAUUGAUCCUAGCAUCAGAUGAUUCCAUCAGAUGGUUCAAUCAUUUCUAAUUUUUCUGUUUUUAUAUUGAAAAUUCCAUAUUAUUUUUCUUGUUUCUUGAAUAGCAACUUUAAAUAUCUUGGUUUCCAAUUCAAUAUCACACUAAAAGUACUUGCAUUCUUUUCUACUUUGUGCCUAAUCAGUGUAUAAUAGUUUUUUGGUCUACAAAGCAUCUAGUUUCUCUUCUAAAUUAUAAACUCCUGGAUGGCAAGGACAUUGACGAUUUCCUGUUUGGUACAGCCCAUGUAAAGUACACUUUGGGACCCUAAAUAAGUAUCUUAACAUGAAGGGCCGCUUCUUUCAAGUCCUUUUUUAUAGUAAUAUCUUUGCAUUCUGGGGCAGCCCCACGUCUCUGUUGUGUGCAGCACAUACUCUCUGUGGGCAUUUUCUAAGUGAUAGUCGUUAUAAUAGGAAUUAUUAUUACAGCCCCAUUUCUUCUGUUUCCUUUUAUUAAUUCCACCAUUCUACCAACUAGCUGAAGAAGCUCAUCACAUGGAAAAUAUUUUAUUUUUAUAUAGUCUUUAAAGGACUGGUUUUAGUUAAUCACGUAAUACAACAUAAUUAUGGAAUCUGACAAUUGGAAAGCAACCUCAUGUGCCUACCCUGGAGAAAUUUUUAAAUAAAAAUAAAGAAGUCCUCAACAAGCCUUCAACAUCUAAUGUAGGUUACAGCCAUUGAAAUCAGUUCUUUUAUAUCUGGUAUAAAUCUUUAUGACUGCAGCAGAGUCCGGUGACUUACAUUGACGUCUCCUGUGGAAAGACCAUCUAACGUUGCUGUGAGUGCUGUGAGGGGUGUAGGACAUAGGUAGAACAAGAAUCUCUGUUUUCUUAAGAUCUUUUAAUAACUCCUUACAGUCUUUUGAAAAAUAUAUUUUUGCUUCUCUUGAAAUUUUUAAUACAAAGAAUUAUCAUGAAAGCAAAGGAAGUGAAUGAUAAUCAGAAUUCAUUAAAGUCAAUCUUGGGAAUGAUUUGCCUUGAAGGAUAAAAAGCGAAACAAAUGUUCCCAGGCGAGGCAAAAGACAGUCUACGAGGUUUGCUUGCCACUGCCCAUCAGAAGCGGGGGAAAAGAUUUAAAACUUGGCUCCCAAAGAGAUGCUCCUGAAUCCAAAUAGAAGGCACAAUCUGAUGCCUGGCUACAUCCACAAUCUUUAUAGCACUUCUUUACCAAAGAAGAAUUUAAACUAUUCUGAUUCUGAGCUUGAAACUCCUUUUUCACUAAGGAAAUUUCCUUAAGAAAUAACCUUCUUGACUUUAUAUACCCGAAGACAGUACAUGUGAAGAUGGGAAACCAAAAGAAAUAUCCAAGCCAAAGAGCAGUGCGCCAUUCAGGCAGAAUCUGGAGGAGAGGAAAGCUAUUCCCUGAUUAGCGAGCUUUCCCCGCUAGCCUGUAGGUGGGUGUAUUUAACAGAAGAAAGCAAUGGGAACCGCCUGUCAGCCAGCCUUUAGAGCUAAUUAGCUCAGCAUACAACAAAGAUAAGUGAGCCGGGGAGGAGGGCCCCCUGAGGGGUCUUCAGAUUCUGGGAAAUGUCUGAUUGGCAGAUGUUAAAAGGGAUUCUUCAGUAAUCCUGUGCAUCAAUGAGCUGUACAAAUUCAGUCCAGGACUGCAAGGAUUCAGGCAUGAGGACGCUGUGCAGCAGGCUCGCACAGGCAGACCCAAGAUGGACAGAACCUUGGAAUCCCUGAGACACAUCAUUGCCCAAGUCUUGCCUCACAGAGACCCAGCUCUAGUCUUCAAAGACUUGAAUGUAGUGUCAAUGUUACAGGAAUUUUGGGAAAGCAAGCAGGAGAGGGCUGCGUUCCCAAGUGAAGGAGUGGUGAUCUAUGAGUCACUGCCAUCUCCUGGGCCUCCCUUCGUGAGUUACGUGACCCUCCCAGGAGGAAGCUGCUUUGGCAACUUUCAGUGCUGCUUAAGUAGAGCUGAGGCCAGACGGGAUGCAGCGAAAGUGGCCCUAAUCAACUCCCUCUUCAAUGAGCUGCCCUCUCGCAGGAUCACCAAGGAAUUCAUAAUGGAGAGUGUGCAGGAAGCGGUUGCCUCCACCAGCGGCACACUGGACGACGCAGACGACCCCAGCACCAGCAUCGGGGCCUAUCACUACAUGCUGGAGUCGAACAUGGGGAAGACCAUGCUGGAAUUUCAGGAGCUGAUGACCAUUUUCCAACUACUGCACUGGAACGGGAGCCUGAAAGCCCUUCGUGAAACCAAGUGUUCCCGACAGGAAGUCAUCUCCUACUAUUCCCAGUAUUCCCUAGAUGAAAAGAUGCGCAGCCACAUGGCCCUGGACUGGAUCAUGAAGGAGCGGGAAUCGCCAGGAAUUCUCUCUCAAGAACUACGAAUGGCCCUGAGGGAGUUGGAGGAAGCCAGGAAAGCAGGACAAGAACUACGGUUUUACAAAGAAAAGAAAGAAAUCCUGAGUUUAGCCCUGACUCAGAUCUACAGCGAGUCUGACACUUCCUCACCCAGUGAUGAUCAGCUGAGCCUCACGGCCCUUUGUGGCUAUCACUAGCAAGGCCUGGUCCCAGCUGCCCCCGAGGUUGGCAGAGGCUGGACUCUAACAUUAGGAAGCUCACUGAAGGAGGUCAUCGGAGGCUUUAGCACUGAUAGCUACUAGCUGAAGGCUGUUCUAAUCCUCCCACCCCUCUAUUCACAGCAUCUGAGAGUAGUAGAACCUUACAGGACCCAACAUCCCACUCAAUGCAAUUUUCCUAUCAUGCUCUCAAUGGUUCCACUUGAGACUGAAAGGACAGAGACAGGAUUAUUGAAAAAUAUUUUCCAGGCGUGGCUCCAGCCUAAAGCCCAGUUGACAUGUGCCUGGCUAGAUUAUAUAGUUGUUUCAAAGAAUUGGCAGGUGUAGCAUCCCCUAGAAAAACAUGAGCCAGGACUGCCAAAAGUAGCAUGAUAGCAAUUUUUUAAAACACUUGGGAUUGAAUAAACAAUACAGAUUGUUUUUAAAAUAUCCAAAAGUCAGAGUUUAUUCCUAAACUUUGUAAGCUUAGAGAUAGCUUACCCUCUACUAGGUAUGACCCAAAACUAUAGUGAAAAUUUUAUCUGGACACCCCACUAUCAAAGAUCUUAAAGGGGUAAUAAUAUGAAAAUGCUAGAUAAAUUUAAUGUGGCUUAAAAUGCCAUUGUAAUAAUAAUUUUUAAAAAUCCAUGCUCUUCUAGAUGGGGAUAAAUGUCAUCUAGAAUAGUACCCUCACUCAUACUGCUACAAAGAAUUAAUAUCCUAUGUUUGGAAUCUUGUGAUCAGUCAUGUUCAUUUUUAAUUUGCAAAUAGAUAACUUGAUUUGUUUUUAUUUUUGCCCCUGCUGUCAUACAUCUGUAAGGGGGAAAUUACUGGCAAUUUAAGGGUUAAAACAUUUUGAGAAAUCGAUAGCAUUUAACAGUGCUUGCAUUUGAUUCAUUUCUCAUGCAUGAGAGAGAAGGGAUCUUUAGCUGUCUUUGUUAUUGUUCAAGAACAUGGGCCACCAGUAGCUCAAAUGUGGUGUCACUUUAAAGUUUAAAUUACCGGAAUCUUCUUUAAAGAUGAGAUAAGAUAUUGCCAUCUCUCUUUGAAAAUGGCUUGGAUCAAUUAACUGGUUAGAAAACAAAAAGCAAAUACAAACCAAUUUUUAGAUGGUUCCUGUUCACUCAAAUUUAAGAAUGGCAGUAGUGUCAAUUUUCAAUGCUUGCAGGUAUUUCCAUAUCUAUAACAUGAAAAGGAUUAUCCUACACUUAGUCCAAUAAUUCAAAUUAAAGAAAACAGUUUUCUCAAUUUUAAAUAAGGUUUCUUUUUCUUCUUGUUUAGGCAAAUGCAGACUAACUUUCCUGAAAGCAAAAACCAUUAUAAUUAAUCAAAGUUUACAAAAACAUUAUAGUUUAGCCUCAUAUCUAAAUAGGUUCAAAGGUAAUUGUCACUCCUUAAAUCCCUAUGAAAACUACUUAUAAUUUGGAAUUAGCCUUGAUAAUAAAAAAUUAACUUCAUGCAUCAUAUUUCUCAUAUCAGGGGAAAAUUUAGCUACAUAUCUGCCCUACUCUAAUGUCUUGAAAAGGUAACAUUAUAUAAUAUUAGAUAAAUUUUAUUUAAAAAUAUUGUUUUAACAAAAAUCACCUUCCUCCCCAUAAUGAGGCUAAACGUCACCUAGAAGAAAACUUUAUUCUCUUACAUUCCUGAAAAGGAAUUAGAAUCAAUACAUGUAAGUUGAAUAAAUUUUAAAAUUAAGAAAACUAUUUAAAGUAAUUUUUUCAUAAAGUCACUAUCCUUUAUCACUUCAAAAAAGCCACAAUUCUCAUGUCCAGUGUGAUUAAAGGUAGGUACAGCUUUACUGCAUUUGCAGCCUUUGACAAUGACCACCGCAAGCUGACACCAUCUAAUUAGAUGCAGGAACAGGAAUCAGCUAGAAAAAUAUUAAAUUCACUCUCUGCCCUACAAUUAGAAAACUGUACCCAUUCUGUAAAUUAAAAGCCGAGGUUCCCCCUUGGCCACUAUCAGUUUUUCCCAGCUGGUCAAAACUGCCUGCUCUUCUUGGAAUUGUGAAAGCUACAGCAAAAAACACUAAAGUCAGAAUCUUUACCACUGUUGGUCCCUUUGAUGCUCAUUUAUAGCAAAUCUCUUUCAGCUAAGACAUAAUGGCUGUCAGUACAUCAUAUAAACAUCUAUAAUCCUGGCCCAGAGAAGAGCAGGGUUGAAGAGCAAAGUAGAUUAUUAUUAUUUUUCCUUUUCUAUAUCUUGUUUUCAAUAACAUACUGUGUUGAAGGGGACUAGAGUGGAGAAUUCUCUGUUUAAAUAUAUGGAGCUCUGGAUGUUAACCUUUUGUGGUUAUAAACCCUUUGAGAGCCUGAUAAAAGCUAUGGAUCUUCUCCUAGGAAAAUAGAAUGCAGCAUACACAUUCAAAAUAGUUUCAGAGUACGUGGUCUCCCCAAAGACUAUGGAUUGCUCUGUACGAGGACCCCCAGUUGGAACUCUUAAUUUUGAGCACAUAGUUACAGUCUCAAGCUUUUCAGCAAGGAUCCAACCUAGCUCAGACAUAGCCCCACGUAGCCUAUUUAAGAUAAAUCUCAUCAUCCUUAAAUACAGAAUAGCACUGUAUUUUGACAAAAGAUAGUUUAAUUUUCUCAAAAUCCAAAUACACCAGAUUGUUAUGAAAAAACAGCUUAAAGCAAACAAGUCACUAAACUUGUGUGAACAUAUCAGAAUAUUACAGAUUUAAUAAAGUCAUCGUUCCUCUAA